AUGCUCACUGGCAAGGCCCAGUAUCUGGAAGUACAUCUCCCAAGCCCAACGACCGUGUCCUUUGCCGUCGCUACACGUCGACAAGACACCUCAAAGCUCAGAUCUCGACUCCUUAUUUCGCUCCGCCAUGCCUGUCGUAUCAUGCUUGUCUACUACACCUUUCUUGCCAAUCUAGCCAAAGCUCAGCGGACAUUCAGCUUCAGCGUCCUCCACAGCUAUGUUGAUUUCUGUUUGAAGUUUACUUUGGGCAGCAGCCUAGUCAAAUUGGUCGCCGAGCGUCUAGAAUGGUGGAUGCUUGUGCCUCUCAGUCUGCUUGUGGUUUACCUGUGCUUAAGGAGGGACUAUGUCGAGGAAUCACUCCUAGUGCUCCAAUCUUUGGGCAUUCAAACCAGCACAAGCUCGCCCUACUUCUUCGCUGGGCCGACGACGACAUUCAUUCCGACAACACAGAUCCAAGACAUAGUUAUCCACGAAGCGUUCAAGGGUUUGGGAGUCAGGUUCUAUCUGGCCGUCAUCGUUGAAGGAGCCACUGAGGUUGUGGUAGUCUUUCCAAAUCUGCUACCCAGACGCGAGAUCCUCGAGGAAGUCUGGAGAGGCGCGCGGAAAUGUUUGUACUCAGGCAUUCGAUGA
Exophiala viscosa is the source of this 630-nucleotide messenger RNA. Its product is annotated as phosphatidylinositol glycan, class H. Gene Ontology annotation, cellular component: glycosylphosphatidylinositol-N-acetylglucosaminyltransferase (GPI-GnT) complex. Gene Ontology annotation, biological process: GPI anchor biosynthetic process. Bases 1 to 630 code for a protein of 209 amino acids. The transcript is spliced from 3 exons. NCBI's taxonomy places the organism in Eukaryota, Fungi, Ascomycota, Eurotiomycetes, Chaetothyriales, Herpotrichiellaceae. The record is from RefSeq and is a predicted model, not a curated record.